AUGGCCCUGACCAACCAUCUAGAGGCCCUCCUAACAUGGGACGGCUUCGUGGAGUACCAGUACACCUAUCUUGGCUAUGUGGAUGACACCCUGUUCAUGGGAUACAACAGCAGAGCAGACAAGCCAAUGAUGAAACCCCGUGCUCCGUGGAUACAUGAGGAGAAGCAAGAGUUUUGGGAAUAUGAGACACAGAGAGCUUUGAACCUCACAAACUAUGAUGGCUGUGACUACAUUGCCCUGAACGAGGACCUGAGCACCUGGACAGCGUUUGGCAAGGCAGCAAAAAUCAUCAGGUACCAAUGGAAAAUACAGGACUUUGCAGAAUCACUGAGGACAUACCUAGAGGAAACCUGCGUGGAGAUUCUCCAGAAACAUCUGGAGAAAGGGAAGGAGAUUUUGCUGAGAACAGACCCUCCCCAAACACAUGUGACCCAAAAGGCGAGCACUGAUGGGAAAAUCACCCUGAGGUGCUGGGCCCUGGACUUCUACCCUGCUGACAUCACCCUGAUCUGGCAGAGGGAUGGGGACAAUCAGACACAGGACGUGGAGGUGAUGGACACCAGGCCUUCAGGGAAUGGGACCUUCCAGAAGUGGGCAGCUGUAGUGAUGCCUCCUGGGGAGGAGCAGAGAUACACAUGCCAAGUGAAUCAUGAGGGGCUGCCUGAGCCCCUCUCCCUGAGAUGGGAACCUCCUCAGCUCCCUGUCCCCAUCAUGGCAAUUAUUAUUGGCCUGGGUCUUGGAGCUGUGCUUAUAGGAGCUGUGGUGACUUUUCUCAUAUAG
Molecule: messenger RNA, 780 nt
Organism: Mesocricetus auratus (golden hamster)
Lineage: Eukaryota; Metazoa; Chordata; Mammalia; Rodentia; Cricetidae
Product: class I histocompatibility antigen, B alpha chain-like
Exons: 5
Coding region: 1-780 (259 amino acids)
Biological process (GO): antigen processing and presentation of endogenous peptide antigen via MHC class Ib; positive regulation of T cell mediated cytotoxicity; antigen processing and presentation of endogenous peptide antigen via MHC class I via ER pathway, TAP-independent
Cellular component (GO): external side of plasma membrane
Molecular function (GO): peptide antigen binding; signaling receptor binding
Source: RefSeq, a predicted model, not a curated record